Molecule: messenger RNA, 2117 nt
Organism: Plodia interpunctella (Indianmeal moth)
Lineage: Eukaryota; Metazoa; Arthropoda; Insecta; Lepidoptera; Pyralidae
Product: hexosaminidase D-like
Exons: 4
Coding region: 386-1834 (482 amino acids)
Biological process (GO): carbohydrate metabolic process
Molecular function (GO): hexosaminidase activity
Source: RefSeq, a predicted model, not a curated record
UCGCUAGUUUACUUAACAUAAGGGUAGAAGUAAACUUUACUGAUGUAUAUAACUCCUAAACUUUAUUGUAUCAUCCUGUAAAUAAAAUAAUGUAUAAGUAGGUAGUUCAAAAUCGUUUAAUCUUCAAAAUAUCUUUAUGUUUCAACUGUAAAUUGCGACGAACAGUGGUCACUGGAAUCCAUUUAUUAAACCUAUUUUUACAUUUAUUAUACUUAUAUCAAACAAAAUACAGAUUUGAGAGUGCAGUGUUGAAAUUUGUGAUGUUACAAAGUUAGUUUUAAUCGGCUCCGACAUUCAAGAAACCCGAAGGAACGCUCAGAUUAGACAGAUUAAAAUUUUUAAAGAAAUGUUAUCGGCUAAAUUUGAAGCCCAAUGAAAUAACAAAAUGCAGUUUCUCGUGGCAAUAAUGUUUUUGGAUUUAUUAUAUUCAUACUGUUAUCAACAAACGAAUGGGGCAUCAAGAGUACUUCUCGACAACGUCGUGGUACACAUAGACUUGAAAAAUACACCUUUAAAACUAAGCUACUUAACACAACUGCUCCCGACUCUUAGGAAGUUGGGGGCGACUGGACUUCUGAUGGAAUAUGAAGACAUGUUCCCAUAUGAAGGUGAACUGGUUCAGAUACAAAACCAAAACAGUUACCGAAGAUCCGAGCUAAAGAAUUUCCUAAUAAUUUGCAAAUAUACAAACUUGGAAGUUAUCCCACUGGUGCAAACGUUCGGUCAUAUGGAAUACGUGCUAAAACACCGCGAAUUCCGUGAACUUCGAGAAUUCGAUCCCUAUAUGGAUUCCAUUUGUCCCAGCAAGCCGAAGAGCAUUGAUUUAAUCAGAAAGAAGCUGUCGCAGGUAAUAUUAUUUCAUAGAAGCGUGGCUCCCUUAAAACAUAUUCACAUCGGUUGCGAUGAAGUAUAUUACAUUAAUCUACUAUUAUGCAAAGAAUGCAGCGUACGUCAUCUAAGCAAUGAAGAGAUUUUUAUGGCACAUGUUCAAACUGUAACAUCGAUUGUGAAAAACAUGUCUCAAGAUACAACAGUGUUGAUCUGGGACGAUAUGUUAAGAUUUACGUAUUCCGAUUUUCCAGUAGACCAAAAAGCAGAACCAAUAGUGUGGAACUACAAGAAAAAAGUCGAAGUAUUGCAUGACAAUCUCUUGAAAUAUCACAAGACUUUCCCGAAUAUUUGGAUUGCGUCGGCAUAUAAAGGUGCCGAUGGAGAGGAAAGUAUACUCCCUGAUAUAAAAAGGAGAUUUCUUAAUCAUUUCUCGUGGUUGGAAGUGAUAAGUAAUUAUACUUUUGAAGAUGACAGUAAUGUCUUUAAAUUCAAAGGCAUAGUACUAACUGGUUGGUCUAGAUAUGCAUCUGGUAGAAAGCCUGUUGAUAUACUUCCAUGUUCCUUGCCAAGUCUGGUAUUAAACUUGAUACUUGUUGAUAGGUUCCAACUAGAUUUUUUUCCCACAACAGAUCCGUCAGUUUUCUAUUCCAAAUAUCUUCAUAAUAGAUUUUUAAACACGCUACGUUGCGGUGUCAUCGACGUAGAGGUUAAUAACAAAUAUUUUGAUGUUAUUUUUGAUUAUGACAAUUUAUUUCUUGGUCAUUGCAAUUUUACUGAAUGGAGACUGUACACAAGUUUAAAAAAUUAUAUGUUGUUUUAUAAUACUGUUAAAAAGACUAAAAAAAUUAAUAGUCGAAUGUGUAAAGAGUUUUUGGAAAUAAUUAAUGGAUUUACUUUUACAUUAUUUCACAUCAUGAGUAAAUAUUAUGCCCCUAAUUUUGUAAAAGAAUAUGUUACUGAUUUAAUAUCAAAAAUUAAAGAUCUUUUGAAUGGUGCAUGUUAAGUUCAAUAUCAUUAUGUAUGUUUGGUACUACUGGUUUACGGUUAUAUUGGACCACUUUGCAGUCUAGGGAUUCCUAUACUUUUACGUUUCCACUUCACACCAUGUCAGGCCAUGUUUCGGCCGCUGUGUCUGUCUAAAUGAUCGCCUCACGGUCAAAUCAGUUCGUUAUAAACUCGGACAAUUAACCGGCACUCGCAGAUUGAGUUUGAGUUUAAGAGUCACUGAAUUGGUUCGAAAUAUAUUAGCGAUACUUAUUAAUUUUACCUUAAAUUAGAUUAUUCCU